UGCACAUAACGUCUGUUGACAACAUACAUGACCUCCCGAGGAAGCUGUUCCCUUUUACUGCAUCUCUGAAAUUCGCAACAAGAAGAUAACAUGAAGCCUAAAUCUCUUCCAUCGAGGCUGUUUGACAGGAACUCAGCAGCAGCUUCAGGUGAGACUUCAAGUGGUCGCGGUGCAAAGUAUCAACGGCACGUUGACUGUGUGGAUCAGCCGGAAAGACAGGAUCAAUCUUCCAAUGAUGAUAGCCAACAAGUGCCUGAUGGCAGCGGGCAAAAUGAGAAGUGGCACAAAGAAAUACAUAUUGCUUUUCAGCAAGAGAAGUAUGAGCCACUGAUGGAUGAUGAGGCAAAAGAAGAGAAAAAGAGAAGGAAGAAAGAAAGCUACAAAAAAGUCAAGAAGAAUGUUGGAAAGGCGCUUCGCUCCACCUGGAAGUGUCUCAUGCUUGGUCUUUACAAUUUUGCCCUUGGUUACUCUACUCCGAUCACAGUGGCUGCAGCUUUUGUCCCUGACUUUCACCCUGGCAGAAACAGAACCUGAGCUGAGCUUAGCAACAUGGAUCUUCUCCAGUUAUUUUUUCAAGUUUUACUGUAUAUACCAGUAAACCACAGACUCUGACCAAAGACUUUUUUUUGUAUGAUCAUAAUGUUUGUGUUUUUGAAAUAACAUUUUCAAACUGUUUUUUUACAUCAAGAUUAAAUCAGAGAUGUUUGUUUUGUUGACGGGAGCUAUUCUAAAGGUAUGCCUUCUUUAAAUAAUCCUGUUUUGAUUUGUCAUAUCUGUAGGAAAAGUAAAGAUAAAAAAAUAGAUGAUGGCUAGGUUCUGUACAAAUUCCCCUGUUUUAUUUCUUUUACUUUUUUAGUUUGUUUUGUUACAUGUUCAAAUGUCUUCUGUGGAAAUGGAAACAACACACAUCUGCAGAGGUAUACAUUGUUAAUACAAUUAUACUAUAUAAAUGGUUUUUUUUUUUUGCAGACCCAGUGUAUUGUAUAUGUUGCUCUACGCUUACUGUUAAUGUACUGAAAUAUAUAGGUGCCUAAUUUCACUUGUAAAUUAUUUUUUAAUCAGACAUCUAGCUGGAUUGUGGAUGUGUGCAGAAGGAUAAUUUGGGUAUGUGACACCUGCAGCAGGACUGUAAUGACAGGUAGUGUUAAUGUGUCUGAAAUAAAUAAGGAAAAAUAUUUAUGAACAGUGCACUGUUGGUUAAUGACUGUAAAGGAUUUGUAAAGACUGGCACAGUAAGAAGGAAGGAAGGAAACUGGGCCACUCUUUUCCACCAGAGUGGAGCAACUGAACUAGACCUACUUAUCUCCAGAAUAUUUAAUGAGACUUCUGAAUUUCUGUGUAAUUUUGAUCAUUUGUAAAGAUUUUGGAAGUUGUGAUGUUUGUAUGUUGGUGUGUAAUAAAUGAGUUUGCAACA
Messenger RNA from Melanotaenia boesemani (Boeseman's rainbowfish), 1414 nucleotides. RefSeq lists its product as uncharacterized. The transcript is spliced from 2 exons. The coding region runs from base 91 to 534 and encodes 147 amino acids. The record is from RefSeq and is a predicted model, not a curated record. Lineage: Eukaryota; Metazoa; Chordata; Actinopteri; Atheriniformes; Melanotaeniidae.